AUGUCGACGUCGGCAAUAUACAUUUUGGAUGUAAAAGGAAAAGUUUUGAUAUCCCGCAACUACCGCGGUGACAUCGAAAAUGGUAUUAUUGACAAAUUCAUGCCGCUGGUGAUGGAACGAGAGGAAGAGGGUAAUUUAACACCAUUACUCCAAACACCCGAGUGUACAUACGCAUACAUUAAAUAUAAUAAUUUGUACAUUGUAUCGACGACUAAAAAAAAUGCCAAUAUAUCUUUGGUAUUUGUAUUUCUUCACAAAGUUGUCCAGGUGAUGCAGGAAUACUUCAAAGAGCUUGAAGAGGAGAGCAUACGUGAUAAUUUUGUUGUUAUUUAUGAGCUCCUGGAUGAAUUGCUUGAUUUUGGUUACCCGCAGACAACUGACAGUAAAAUAUUGCAAGAGUACAUAACGCAGGAGGGACACAAACUCGAAAUCCAACCGCGUAUACCGAUGGCUGUUACCAACGCGGUGUCAUGGCGGUCAGAGGGCAUUAAGUAUCGGAAAAAUGAAGUAUUUCUUGACGUUAUUGAGUCGGUUAAUUUAUUAGCGAAUGCAAACGGCAAUGUGCUGAGUUCAGAGAUAGUUGGUGCUAUUAAAAUGCGGGUUUAUCUGUCGGGUAUGCCAGAACUUCGUCUUGGUUUGAACGACAAAGUACUGUUUGAAUCGACUGGUCGUGGUAAGUCGAAGAGUGUUGAAUUAGAAGACGUUAAAUUUCAUCAGUGCGUAAGAUUGUCGCGUUUUGAAAAUGAUCGGACAAUAUCAUUCAUACCGCCAGACGGUGAAUUUGAAUUAAUGUCAUACCGUUUAAAUACACACGUUAAACCACUGAUAUGGAUUGAAUCGGUUAUUGAAAGACAUGUUCACAGUCGUGUUGAAUAUAUGAUUAAAGCUAGAUCCCAAUUUAAACGCAGGUCUACAGCUAAUAAUGUUGAAAUAGUUAUACCGGUACCGAACGAUGCUGACUCGCCUAAAUUUAAAACAACUAUUGGCAGUGUUAAAUAUUCCCCAGAGCAAAAUGCUAUUACAUGGUCUAUUAAAUCAUUUCCUGGUGGUAAAGAAUAUUUGAUGCGUGCACAUUUUGGUUUGCCGUCGGUUGUUGGUGAAGAUGUUGAGGGUAAACCGCCUAUUCAAGUUAAAUUUGAAAUACCCUAUUUUACAACAUCCGGUAUACAAGUACGUUAUUUAAAAAUAAUUGAAAAAAGUGGAUACCAAGCGUUACCCUGGGUACGUUAUAUUACGCAAAAUGGUGAUUAUCAAUUGAGAACAAAUUAA
Molecule: messenger RNA, 1269 nt
Organism: Cotesia congregata
Lineage: Eukaryota; Metazoa; Arthropoda; Insecta; Hymenoptera; Braconidae
Source: the annotation of a GenBank genome assembly